AUGAUGAAUUCGAGUAAUAUCGGAAAGGAGAUUACGAGUCGACAAAACGAAAAGAACAUGACUGAACGAAUGCUUCAGUUGGAACUAAAAAAUAAGCAAGAAAAACAAGCGAGGCAUCAGGAGCAGAAACUUCAGAAUGACAAAUUGUUGAGAAUCGAGGAUGGUUUGAAUAGAACAAGAUCAUUAACUGAAAAAUGGAUGCUGGUCAGUGAUGCAAUGAAGCUGUCACACAUUCGUCUAUUCUCGUCACUUACCGAUCAAAUGUCAAUUUUGAAUUCACUGGAGACGAAGUUCAAUAAAGCGGCAUUAAAACUCUCGAAUCUACAGGUUGAAGUUAUGAAUAUCACUCACAAUGGUUUACUGUCAACGGCUGCAUGUAAUGUGACUGAAAUGGCAAUCAGAUCCAAAAUCGAUCUCGAAAAAAUGCAAAAGAAUGAACGUUACAAAGUCGAUUCGCUUAUCUUGGAGGUGGGGAAGAAGGCCGAUGAGAGCACUGUCAGGCAACUGCAGUUGAUUUUAGCGUCUACAAACGACAAACUCGAGAAGUUCGACUCGAACCUCAGGAACGUCAUCAAGAAAUUAAAUGACAGUCAAAGCUCUUUAAACAAUUUGGAGGCAUCUUUACCCAAGGCAUGCUCUGAUUCGAUGACAACUUAUGGUGUUCAUAAAGAAUAUCUUCUGAUAAAGCCAUCAGAUAAGCUGCCAUCCCAAAUGGUUCAUUGUGAUAAGGACUGGACGAUAAUUCAGCAGAGAAUGGAUGGUGCAGUACGAUUCAAUCGAACCUUUGAAGAAUAUCGUUGGCCGUUUGGUAAUGUGGAUGCAGAUCACUGGAUUGGUAACGAGUACAUAAACGCGUUGACACAGCUUUGCGAUUGCUCGAUUCGCUUCGAGACAUGGGACGUUUUUGGCGAAUACCGUCUAGCUAUCUAUCACAACUUCUCGGUUUCGGAUUUCGAUCACCUCUAUAGAUUGAGUAUAUCGAACUACGACAGCAAUUCAAGCAAUCUAACAGACGCGAUGUCAUUCCAUGAUGGACGACGCUUCAGCAGUUUGGAUCGGGACGAGGAUACAAGUAGCACACAUUGUGCACGAUACUAUGCUGCUGGUAGGUAG
This is a messenger RNA of Anisakis simplex (herring worm), 1113 nucleotides long. The record is from the annotation of a GenBank genome assembly. NCBI's taxonomy places the organism in Eukaryota, Metazoa, Nematoda, Chromadorea, Rhabditida, Anisakidae.